ACGAUACAGCCAGCAACAAGGCAACCACGAGCAUUUUGUACACUGCAAAACGCAACUGAAAUUAAUAAAACAUACACGUAAAAAUGGAAUACACAACCAAGACACAGAUCUACCAGAAGGUGAAGAAGCCGCUGCUGGAGCGUCAGCGUCGUGCGCGCAUCAACAAGUGCCUGGACACGCUAAAGACACUUGUCGCCGAGCUACGCGGCGAUGAUGGCAUUCUGCGCAUGGACAAGGCCGAGAUGCUCGAGUCAGCUGUCGUCUUCAUGCGCCAACAGAAGUCAAGCAAAUCAACAGAAGCAACUGCAGCAACACCACUAAUGCCACUGGAGAGCUUCCGCAAUGGUUAUAUGAAUGCCGUCAAUGAGGUGUCACGUGUCAUGGCAUCCACACCUGGCAUGAGUGUCGACCUGGGUAAAUCGGUGAUGUCGCAUCUGGGCCGCGUCUACAAGAAUCUCCAGCAGUUCCAUGAGGCACAAACAACAAUGUACGCAUCGGAGACGGCCACCGAGUUGAGCAUCAACUGCAACUCGGCGCCUCUCAGCCCCGCCUCAUCCGGAUAUCACAGUGAUUGCGAGAGUCCUGCACCAUCGCCGAUGCCAGAGGAGAGCGAGAAACUGUGGCGCCCCUGGUAAAGCAUCAGGCAAUAGGCAGUAGACAAAAAGAGGGAAAACAAAAGAAAACGCAACUGUGAUAACCAACUGUGAUGGGAACAAAACAAUUAGUAAAGCAAUUAAAUAAAUGCAAUUAAGAAACAUA
Messenger RNA from Drosophila arizonae, 759 nucleotides. It is a transcript of the gene E(spl)m8-HLH, whose product is annotated as Enhancer of split m8, helix-loop-helix. Lineage: Eukaryota; Metazoa; Arthropoda; Insecta; Diptera; Drosophilidae. Gene Ontology annotation, molecular function: DNA binding; protein dimerization activity. Gene Ontology annotation, biological process: regulation of DNA-templated transcription. The record is from RefSeq and is a predicted model, not a curated record.